UAAGAAUGAAGCGUGUAAAAAUGAAGAGGCACUUUUAUUCGAAUUAGCACAGGAUUUUGUUGAGCACAGAAGCUGAAGUUUUGCACCUCCUAUGCCUCCUGUGCCUUAGGAUUGCACACAAAUACCAAUGAUGUCAGGAAGGAAAAAGAACAGCAUACUUCCCUAAAACUACGGGGAGUACUAGUCAGCUUUUGCUGUUACAUAUAUCACAUCCGUAUUGAGUUAUUUAAGGUAUCGACUACGUUUCCUCAUGUUGCUCAGGGUGGCAACCUAUGAUUGCUUGUGACAAGUCAAAUACGUUUUAAAGCCCGGCUGGUUUAAAGUGAUUAACAUUCCUGGCUGUUGCGAGGGAGGAGGGGGAACCUUGGAUAGAGGAAGUCUGUUGGAGAUUUGCUUCAAAGCAGCUGGACAACUGAACAAGUCGUAGUAGGCUUACAACAGAAACGAGCACUUAUUUUGAAACUUAAAAGGAGAACCGCACAAGUUAAAGUUCUUUCGGUACCGUGCUGGUUAUUUCAUUUAUUUAUUUAUUUUUAACAAUUACGCACCAGGAUACUGUCAAAUUCUGUGGAUUUUUUUUUUUUUUUUUUAAUUCUCAGUAAUUUAUGAAGGAUAUGAUGUUGAAAAAAAGUACGAGUACUAGGAGUUGUUUCCUGCAGUUUGUAAGAAGACAAGGGGAGUCAACGGGGAAGUGAUGUGGCUCUAACAUUUUUAGCUAUUUUAAUUUAAAGAUUCAUAAACAAGGUUUCAUAAUUAUAAUUUACAUUGGGUACAUACAUAUUACAUUUUUUGGUUUAUUUAUUUUUUUUUUUUUUUGUUUUUUUUUCCCUUCAUCGUGCCACGUUUGUAAUUGCGUCUGCACUUUGCUAUCCAUUUGGCAGCUUACGGCUGUGCGUCAGCAUUUAAAUUUAGUGAACUAAAUUUACAGGAGAAAGACAGUAGAAAGAACAGACAUAUUGCUUACAAUACAAGCUGCAACGACAUUUUAUAAUUAUAAUUCGGAAGGCACGUUUGUUCCACAUAUCACUUGAGGGAGUAAUCCGCUCUACUUCCAGCAUGCUGGACUGAAGUAGGAUAUGGCAUCUGCAGUGUUUGAAGGCACUUCUCUGGUGAACAUGUUCGUCAAGGAUUGCUGGGUCAAUGGGAUCCGGAGGCUUAUCAUUAGCAAAAGAGGAGAAGAAGAGGAAUUCUUUGAGAUCAGGACAGAGUGGUCUGACAGAAACAUUUUAUACUUACACAGGAGUUAUUCGGACCUGGGGAGGCUUUUUAAGAGAUUACUGGAAUCCUUCCCUGAAGAUCGAAAUUAUCUUUCUCAAUCACCCCUAUUGGAAGGUCUUGUCAAGAUCAAGGAGGCUCAUGACAUUGAAGCAAGAUUAAAUGAAGUUGAGAGAUUUCUGAAAAAUACAGUAAACAUGCCCUGGAAGUAUGCCAGGUCUGAAGUGGUACUUACUUUUUUUGAACGGUCACCAUUAGACCAAGUAUUGAAAAAUGACAAUGUUCACAAGAUUCAGCCUUGCUUUCAAAGUCCAGUAAAAUUAUCAGAAAUCAUGAGAUCAAAUGGAUUUUGUCUAGCCAACACAGAGACAAUAGUCUUUGACCAUAAGAUACCCAACGGAAAAGAGCGACAUUUAUCAAUGGAUUCCACAGAACACCUGUUUGAGAAUGGGAGUGACAAUACCCAAGAGCUGGACAACAGUGACGAGGAUCCGGAGGCAUACGUCACCAAUCUAUCCUACUACCACCUAGUCCCUUUUGAGACUGAUAUUCUGGAGUGAACCUGCGGUUGGAUAAAGCCAAAAUCAGAUAGACAGGACUUUUAAUGUUCUGCCUGAAAUACAUUUGGAUCUCCAUUCUUGGUAUAACAAUUUUGAGCAAAGCGAACAGGAGUGUGUCUCAUCAUCACUUACCUGUAUUCAAACUUUGCACACUCACAUUACUUGUUCAAAGUUAUUCAGCUUCUAACCAGAUCCCAGUCAUGGCUAGACACAGUUUUUUGUUGACCUGGGGAACUGGCACUACUUUGCAAGUGCAAGCACAUAAAUAGCUAGCAGCCACCAAUAUACUGCAGUCAGAAUCUUGGACGCAUCAAGUAUUUAACAGGCCUCUGUGAGGAGCUUUAGUCAGGCAUGGAAAUCUUUCCAGUCAGCAAUUAACAAGCUUAGAGGUGUAUCUGAAGAAUUCAGAAGGAACAAAUAUGAAAUAGCCUAUAGAAUUGACUUUAAAUAUGCUACACAGGCUGCAUGCAGGCACUGGUUCUGUUUUAAGGUCAGUCAUUAUUUUUUACUGAGCAUUUUCAAAUCUGCUUCUGCAACCUCCCUCAAUUUCCUCCCCUGAAGUAAAACACGGCUGGAAUUUAAUGUACACUUCUAAACGUGUCCCUUGGGAACUAUUCAAAAUCACACCAAUAAAUCUCUUGUUUUAACUUCCAAAGCUUGCCACUUUUGCUAUUAUACCCAACAGAUUAAACACUAAAAGUAGUCGGCUAUCCUUGUAAAUCACCGGAGUGGUUUUGCUGUGAUUAUUUCACUAGAGUUUUAUCUUCCAUACUGUGGCCAAGCGUUGUUCUCAUAAUACACCCACUGUUUAUUUUCAGUCCUGGAAUUCAGCAACAGCAGCCAGCUUCCUAAACUCCCCUCACAAGGAGCCAGUGCAGCUUAGUGCUUACAGCUGCGACAUGGAGCCAGUAACAAAAUUCAAAAGGAAAGUCUUCCAUGCUUCAAAUAAUAACCUAGUGUUCAUUUGGUGCUCCUUGAUAAAUGGUAUGACGUAUUUGAAGAUUUUACUGAAAAAGAACUGUGAAAACAGUUGCUGUGUUGUUCUAAGCCAGAUCUUUUACUUCAUAAACUGCAACAACUAAGCGUUCAUGAGCGCACACAUUUUGCACCACUUUUUCUUAAGGGGAGGUUGUUCCUGACUGGUUUUCUGCUGGUAUUUACAGCAAAUAUUGGUGGUGUUGUGACUGGAAAUGGGAAAACAUACCGAUAUUUCUUUUUGUUGCUGUUGAUUAUUCAGCACAUACUGUAUAGUAGAGACUUGCUACCCACUUAUUGUCGGGUCCCGUGUAGUUUGUAUAUUAUAAUUUGGGCUUGGGUCGGGUCUGUGUUUGUUAUCAGCGAGUGGAUUAUGGCGUUUUUAAGUCUGAGUAUUCUUUUUCUUCCUCUGUGUGCAAGUGCUUCCUAAAACUCACUUCCUGCUUCACGAUUUUUGUGAAACCCCUUGCCGUGCACCGUAUGUUCUUUGAGAAAUGACGACAUUGUUGUAUUCAGUGAUGAUAAAAUUGUACAAUGAAAAUCUUGCAUAAUACUACUUAAAUAUGACAGCAAAAAGUCAGGAAAUUAAUUUCUGCAGAGGCAGACUAAAAACGGACGUCUUGUAGCUAUUUAAACACCAUAGUUGCAGUGUAAUAUUUGUUAUUGAAUGUUAAUAUAGCGGUUUCAUAGGUGUUCAGUCAAGGGAGCUACAUUAAAUCAAGCCAUUAUUAUAUCAUUAUGACUAUUUAAAAUAAAGGCAGCUUUUCUAUUUCAACUGGAACAAGUGUUGAAAUCCUUCAGUAUCAUUUAUAAGGCAUCUGUUUUCUGUAGCGGAUAAUAACAUUUGCAACAUAUACAGCUGUGUCCAAAAGUUUUGCAUAGCCCGAUAGAAUUAACAAAUUCAAAUGAAACCUGCUGAAUAAUGUUACAUUAACAUAUUGAAUUACAUACUGCUUAUAGUUUUCCAUAUCCUUUAGACAAAAAUGGAAAAAAAUGUGCCAUUCGACAACAAGAAAUACUGAACUACUAUUAUGGCUUCUGGUAGACUUUUGCUAUGUCAUUUUGUGGUUUCUUUGACUAAAUGAUGUUAAAUAAAA
Polyodon spathula (Mississippi paddlefish) is the source of this 3847-nucleotide messenger RNA. RefSeq names its product PX domain-containing protein 1-like. The record is from RefSeq and is a predicted model, not a curated record. Gene Ontology annotation, molecular function: phosphatidylinositol binding. The coding region runs from base 1077 to 1775 and encodes 232 amino acids. The transcript is spliced from 5 exons. NCBI's taxonomy places the organism in Eukaryota, Metazoa, Chordata, Actinopteri, Acipenseriformes, Polyodontidae.